GUGAUUUUGAAUGUGACAAGUCGACAGCUGACAGUUCGCGUAACCUGCACCGAUUCGCACGUGGCUUUCUUUUUUCGGUUCAAUAUGCAUAUUUUAGUAAAAUGGCCAGGAUUAGAUAUGUUAGACGUCUAUCCUAUAGACAGCCUGCAAGACGUCGACCUCGGUUUAAGUAUUUUACACGACCCAAGUUAUGUCGACGAGGCGAAAGGACGGACCUUCCUCGUGAAAUGGAGCGAGGACUCUGAGCCGUCGGAGGCUUUUAUCGUAGCUGCAGGAACAUCUCAUGAACUUGAGAGGAAAAGAUCAAAGUUGUUGAAGGCACUGGAACUUGUGGGUGACAUUUGCGGUGUCCGUGAGAGCGAAGCUGCAGCAUGUACGGACUGUGCUGAGAAUAAAAGAAAAAUAGAAGAGCUGGAACACGCCAAUGCACGCCUCAUGAAGAAGCUCCGCAGAGCAAAAGAGAAGUGUGCAAUGUCAAACAUGGUGGACCACAUGGAGAGCAUCAUCCAGACGGCUUCCACCCAGAAUAAUGCUGUCGUCAAUACAGCACCAAAGGUGGACAUUGGUUUGGGUGUUUGCCUAGAUGCAGGAGUCCUUCAUAGGAUUGAAAGAAGUAGCAAAGGGGACGGGACCAGGUUGGCCCGUUCCCUUAUGCGGGCAGUAUUUUUGCCCGAAGAAAUGGUGGGGCGGACCCUCUACGGGAGGCCAUGCAAUGCCCACAAGGGAGCACCCGUGAAGCCUGCCGUGGAGGAGACACGUCGUGAGGCAGUCCUUGUUUCCUCCCUGCAAUUUGGAUUGCUGGAUUGGCAUUCUUGUGCAGCGCCAUUAGCAGCAACAUCUGCUUGCUCAAGGGCUACGCAUCUUUCAAAAUGGGCACGAUGAUAAUUGGCAAAUGUCUACGCUUCUUUUCCAGCAUACACAUGCAAGAAAACGACGACAAGCUUGAGGGAGAUCAAGGAAAGUCUUGCAUCAAUGCUAUCGAAAAUGAAGUGAUUAAAUAAAAUCUUUGCAACUACA
Molecule: messenger RNA, 1017 nt
Organism: Ornithodoros turicata
Lineage: Eukaryota; Metazoa; Arthropoda; Arachnida; Ixodida; Argasidae
Exons: 7
Coding region: 85-882 (265 amino acids)
Source: RefSeq, a predicted model, not a curated record